Polyodon spathula (Mississippi paddlefish) is the source of this 4357-nucleotide messenger RNA. RefSeq names its product chibby homolog 1 (Drosophila) (gene cby1). Gene Ontology annotation, molecular function: DNA-binding transcription factor activity, RNA polymerase II-specific; RNA polymerase II cis-regulatory region sequence-specific DNA binding. Lineage: Eukaryota; Metazoa; Chordata; Actinopteri; Acipenseriformes; Polyodontidae. Gene Ontology annotation, biological process: regulation of transcription by RNA polymerase II; central nervous system development. The coding region runs from base 89 to 1576 and encodes 495 amino acids. Gene Ontology annotation, cellular component: nucleus. The record is from RefSeq and is a predicted model, not a curated record. The transcript is spliced from 3 exons.
GUUUCCAAAAGCUCAGCUGUGACGAACAAAGAAAGCUAACCCGGAACCUUGCAAACGACCGAACAAGAGUCCUUCAGCAGGCUGGACAAUGGAAGGCAUUGCAGAGCACAGUGUGGAUCUGGCAGAUCUGGAGUCUGUCCACACAGAAGAGGAGGAGGAGGAAGAUGAGGAGGGGACUUUGCUGAGAAUAAUCAUCCCUGAUAUGCAGGAGCCUCCCAGUCCUGAGUUCAACGCUGUGAAAGUCUUUCUGGAGAAAAGUGUGAAGCCAGAAAGAAGAUAUGCGACAGCUUCCACUGGCGCUGAAACACUGAAACAAGAACAAGAAGAUGCACCCUGUCCGUCUCCGAGCUGUGAGGUCAGUGUGGAUGAAGUGGACCUUGGGAAGGUGAAGGUAGAAGCAGGUGCCCCAGAGGAAGGAGAGCACCCAGCCAUAUCCUCUCAGAGCACAGCCCUUUCGGACCUCCUCCCCGCUGGGAGUGCCUUCAGCAGCAGCAUGCCGACCAGCUCCACCGACCUUGUCGACUUCACAGCGAUCAACAAGGCAGGGGGCCAGUUCCACUGCGUCCUGUGCGACCGCUACUUCACCAGAAUGACCAGCCUCAAGGUGCAUGAGAGGAUCCACACGGGGGAGACGCCCUACGUGUGCAGCGAAUGUGGAAAGCGCUUCAAAGCCUCAGGGAAGCUGAAGAUCCACCAGCGACUGCACACCGGCGAAGCCCCGUACCACUGCAGCGAGUGCGGGCAGAGCUUCAAGCAGUACGGGACCCUCAAAACACACCUGAGGACCCACACUGGGGAGACGCCCUACCAGUGCUCGGAGUGCGGGGACAGCUUCAGCCAGCUCUCCAACCUCAAGACCCACAAGCGCAUUCACACAGGCGAGGCCCCGUACUGCUGCCCGGACUGCGGGAGGGGCUUCAAGGACUCUGGGAAGCUCAAGAUCCACAGGAGGCUGCACACGGGGGAGAUGCCCUACAGCUGCGGCCACUGCGGGAAGAGCUUUCGUGAAUCUGGCAACCUGAAGCGGCACCAGCGCAGCCACACGGGCGAGGCGCCUUAUCGCUGCACCGUUUGCAGCAAGAGCUUCCGCAGGAUGGAAACGCUGCGGGAGCACCAGCGCAUUCACACGGGCGAGACCCCGUUCGGCUGCACGCUCUGCGGGAAGCGCUUCACGCAGAUGGGGAACCUGCGGACGCACCUGCGCAUCCACAGCGGAGACACGCCGUACCGUUGUGGCGACUGCGGCAAGAGCUUCAGCGACUCGGGGAACCUGAAGACGCACCAGCGCAUUCACACGGGCGAGACGCCCUUCUCCUGCGCGGUCUGCGGCAAGAGCUUCACGCAGCGGGGUUCGCUGCGCACGCACCAGCGCAUUCACAGUGGAGAGGCGCCCUUCCCCUGCACCAUGUGCGAUAAGCGCUUCAGGGACUCCGGGAACCUGAAGAUUCACAUGCGCACGCACACGGGGGAGGCACCCUACCCGUGCACAGAGUGUGGGAAGAGCUUUAAGGACUCGGGCAAUCUGAAAAGACACCAGCUGAUUCACGCCAGGGCUUCGGCUGCGGCAGCCAAGUAAAAUGUGCACCCGUUCAUGCGAUGGAUUUUCUUUUUUUUUUAAAUAUUUUUUAUAAAAUAUGUAUCAACGGUGGGAACGAAUAAAAGGAAUGUUGUGAAAUAAAGGCAGUGGGGUCUCCCAACUCCCAGGCGUGUGAUUAUCUCAAUGUAACCGUAGUUACUAGAGUGCCGUAUUGCUGUUAUAAGCCAGGUAAUUCACUAUAGCUAUUUCAGUGGAAAUGUUUGUUUUUUUUGGGCAGAGUGUACAGAUCUACACGGGACAAUGCAUCAUUACAUUGUGUUCUGUUCAAGGACCUGGCAGUAAUAACGGCUAUUUUGGCUGGUUCUUGACCUUGGAACUCCUGAACUGUUGCUGAAGUACACAGAAUACCUGACCAGCAGUGUAAACUGUAGGCUGGAACGCUUUGAUUUGAUGGUGUUAAUGAGCAAUUGUAAAUGAGUCACAUUUUUAAGAUGUAGGAUGAUUGAAGAGUUAAUAGCGGGUUUCCACAUCCUCACACUCUUUAAAUACAGUGUUCUACAUCCCCACGUGUUGCUACAACUGUUCAAAUAACAUACCUGCAAUUUUUAUUUUCAUUUUUAACAUCUUGACAACUUUUUACACUUAUAACUUUAAAGUCUGUUUCAGAUAUUUUCAAAACGUCUGCUCUAGUGCUCUGAUAGUGUCUGGAUUAUUGUCCACAUUAUCAAACAGGUAACGCAGCAAUAACGGUCCAUGAUGUGGUUCGGAACAGAAAAGCCAAAGCACUUGUUCUGUGUUUUUUUGGUUGUUUUUUUUUUUUUUUUUAAUCGCUCUUCCUGCAGCCUCUACUAGCUUCUUAAUAGAACCAGCAAGCAGAAGCAACUUUUUGCAUCUAUCAUUUAAAAAUAUCUGCAAGCCCCAAAUUAAAGCAUACAGCUAAAACAAAGAGCACAGAAACCUUUUUCAUCUGGCAUUUAUUAGAUUACAUUUCGAAGCUGAAAAAGACUUUUGCAUGAAACAAACAAACGUCGAGCUGUAGGGAGUAUAUUGUAUAUAUUAUAAUCAGUGUUUUAUCCUUGUGUCGACCUCUUCACACACAGAGUGGUGAGGGGAUGGAAUGGGCUCCCUAGUCAUGCUGAAUCUGAAUCACUGGGUUCUUUUAAGACCCAAUUUGACACAGUUCUGACAUUCAAUCAGCUACUAGGAACCAGGCGAGCUUAGAUGGCCGCAUGGCCUCCUCUCGUUAGUAAAUGUUCUCAUGUUCUUACUACGGCAGUGGGGUUCUGUUACAUUAUGGCUACUCUUUCCAGUUGUAUAAGCAGCUGACAUGUUUUACUCGCAUUGUAGAUUGAAGCCGCAGCAUUCAUUACUGCGUACGUGAGGUAGCAGUGUCAAGGCUGUCAAAUCAUUCGCGUAACAACAUUGUCACAAGUUUCUUUUGGUCUCGCGUUUGUGCUUUGGGGUACAGUUUCACAAAACACUUCUAGGCAGCAGUCUGCUAACUCCAGUUUAAGUGUAUAGAACAUGUUUAAUCAUUUGGACUGUCUGAGCUGGUUUCUACAAAGCUGGACUGGUUUGAAUUACAGUCUACACUGGAAAAGUCUGUACAGGUGUUAUGCCACACCUUAAAAAAAAAAAAAAAAAAAAAAAAAAAAUCAUUACAUUGAUGAACGAAGGAGUUAAAAUGUUUAUUAGCUUGACUAGAAGAAUUUCUUAGUGUCUUCAGCGUUAAUUCAAUGACAAACGUUUCCACUAAAAGUCUUUCUCAGUGUCUUCAGCAUCAAUUCAAUGACAAACGUUUCCACUAAAAGUCUUUCUCAGUGUUUUCAGCGUUAAUUCAAUGGCAAGGUUUUUGCUGCUGAGUUAAGCCUUGAUUGCUUCUUCGACUUUUCCGAGGCUACCCCCUGAAAUAAGUAGUUGAUGCAAUCCAGUGUUCUUUCUUUGUGCUGUAAAAUUGACAGGCGAACGCAUCUGUGCUGUAUCCCUGCAGGCUAAAGGCUGAUCAAAUCAACCUCUUUUUUUUUUUUAGGCGCGUUUCAAAGUCUCUUCAGUUACAAAGUAUAACAAGAAAGCAUUGAAUCCUUAUUGUGGGGUGCUGCAGAGCACUCUGCAAUAGCCCUGUAGAUCUGCUUCACAGGCAGAGGGCGGCUUCUUUCAAAUUCAGUUUUGCUUUACAUAUAAAAGAAUGUCAAAAAGUCACAAAGAUGUGGAAGGGUGUACCCCAAGCUCAGAUUACAUGCAUUUGGAGGGGUGAGGGGGUUUGUAAAAACAAAGUCAAUAAUAUAAUAAUAAUCUUUAAAUAAUAAGAUACUUCAGCACAGUGCAGUCUGCUUUCUGUGGUUCUUGCUGUGUGUUGAGUGAAGUACUGUUCAUCUGAAUGAGUCUACUAAAGUGAUACCAAUGAACUGACACUGAAUCAGAGGACAUGGGUCUGUAGGAUGGGACAGCCACAAAUUAAAUGUUUACUAUUGAAGUUGGUCACCUUUCAAUGAAACUACCAUAGGGGGUACAUUUGCAGAAAUGACAUUGCUUACAGUAAUUGUUUUAUAAAUCACCCUGCCUUGUUUUUUUCAUUACUGAAUGUAGUUUUGAAAGAAGUAUGUGUGUUCAUUUUGAAACAAAAAUCUGGCACACUGUCAAAGAAAGUUCACAGUUUUCUUCCCUUGCCUUGCAAGAAAUUGAUUACUGCUUCACUUCCUCUGUGAUUUAACCCCAGCAAUGUUGUCUGGGUCAAAGCGACUUGCUGGCUGCAAAGCAUGUCAGUCAUCUGUCGAAGCAGCUGGUUGGUUACAGUUACUGACAGGAAAGAAGGCUGUGAAG